Clunio marinus is the source of this 372-nucleotide messenger RNA. The record is from the annotation of a GenBank genome assembly. NCBI's taxonomy places the organism in Eukaryota, Metazoa, Arthropoda, Insecta, Diptera, Chironomidae.
AUGGUGAUUAAGUUUCAGAAAGAAAACAACGCGUUGUUGAAGAGCAGACAAGAAGUUUUAAAACGAAGUUUCAGCUUAGAGCGAUCUCCAUGGAUUUCAGGAGUGCUGAGGAGCAACAAACGAGAAGAGAGAAACGAGAAUCGGAAUGUGCUGAACGGAUACUCGACUUGGUUGUUGAACAGACGAAUAAUUAUACCUUUGGAUGUUAAGAGCAGAUUUUGGAGGUCUUCGAUCAGUGAUCAAAGUCAACAAAAAUUUUUGGACAGAAGUCUUGUAACCCAAUUUAAGACAAAAAUGUUUUCUCCAUUCGUGAAUGGCCUUAAGCUAAGAGACGAGCAAGAGAAGCAUUUUGUUAAACAUUUCAAAAGCUAA